Molecule: messenger RNA, 1257 nt
Organism: Fibroporia radiculosa
Lineage: Eukaryota; Fungi; Basidiomycota; Agaricomycetes; Polyporales; Fibroporiaceae
Exons: 3
Coding region: 1-1257 (418 amino acids)
Source: RefSeq, a predicted model, not a curated record
AUGAUCGUCGAAAAACGAUUCUCCAUACCUGACGACCCUACUCCUGCGGAAGCGCCUCCCGCUUACGACGAUGCUACUAGUACGCCAAGAGCUGCACCUAUCGCGCCUUACCCGGUAGACGAGAAAUAUUCUCCGUUCGGUCAAGCUGCGGUAUCCUCGCCUUCCUCAGAGGCCGCAUUCUCAUCUCCAACGGGAGGGACACAUGGAUUCAGCGGUGGCUUUAAGCUAAAUCAGUCUUCGAGCAGUUGGUUCCCAUUUGGACAACGCGCACGCACCGCGAAGCAGGUGAAGGCGACAGUACAGGCUUUACUCCGUGACCUUGUAAAGCAGUCAGAAGCCCCGGACUCGUCGACCAAUGCAAUUCUCGAAAGCUGCGCCGAUGCAUGUCAUUCUCACAGCGUGCCCCUUUCGACCCUCCUGCAAGAGCAGUUCAUAGAGGGACGCACGCCCAUCUAUUGGGCCAUCAUUAAUCGUCCUCACGACCGCAAACGCGCAUUUUACGACGUUUCUUUGUCCUCGGAGCCCGACCUAGUCAUGCUACUCCUCUCCCUCGCAGUCCCUCUGACAGAAGCGACAAUUUCCGAAGUCCGAUUGGCGUGUUUGCACGACUGCGAUCAGGAAUUAUUCCAGCGACUGCGUCGCUCGCCAGGAUUCUCUUCCAUGACGGGGACGGAGGAAAUGCUGCUGGGUGGACAGGUGCCUCCGGACGAGAUUUCUGUGGAAAAUGUCGAGGCAGACGAUCACGCAUUCAUCGCGCAAUUUCGUAUACCCAUGUUCCAAAAGCGCAUGCGUGUUUCAAGACAGAUCAAUUUAGAGUUUAUUGCUCGGGAGCGCCUGUGGUCAGUUAAGUUCUUAGUGUCAACCGCGGAUAACAUACGUACGCGGCAUAUCGCGACGCCAGGCACGUGGGUCGUAUUGUUGUCACUUCUUGAACACAGCCCGCCCACAGCAGUCGAUUCACGCCUAAUCAUCAAGGAUGCAGGUAGCCCCUGCGAUACCCCGCCGUCGUCCCCUCAGGAUUCCCCAUCGGGUCGCAAAGAGAAGGGCAAGCCGACGAUCUCGCUUCGCUUAAAGACAGGCCCAAUCCCGCUCUCGCCGGAGGGCCACCACAGCUAUAUAGGCGCGUCAUUCAAAGAUAGCCUCAUGGCAGACAGUCUGCAAUUUCACGGCAGCCCGUAUAUAGCGGCUGACGGCUCCCUGAAGGCUAGACUGGAUGCAAGGCUGGGGAACUCAAAAGCUGACUGCAUCAUUUGCUGA